This is a messenger RNA of Mesoplodon densirostris (Blainville's beaked whale), 612 nucleotides long. It is a transcript of the gene SRARP, whose product is annotated as steroid receptor associated and regulated protein. The record is from RefSeq and is a predicted model, not a curated record. Gene Ontology annotation, biological process: positive regulation of intracellular estrogen receptor signaling pathway. Gene Ontology annotation, molecular function: nuclear estrogen receptor binding. Bases 1 to 612 code for a protein of 203 amino acids. NCBI's taxonomy places the organism in Eukaryota, Metazoa, Chordata, Mammalia, Artiodactyla, Ziphiidae. Gene Ontology annotation, cellular component: nucleus; cytoplasm. The transcript is spliced from 3 exons.
AUGGAGAAAAACAGGAUGCUGGCCCUAGCUGCAUCCUGGAAAAGGCUGCUGACAACGGCUCCCUCUGCCAGUGCUAAGCCAGGCGCUAUGGAAUCAGUAACAGUCCCAACAGAAGACCCCAGAGACCUGAGAGCCUGCCCUAAAGUCAGGGGCCUGGAGACGGCCCUGGAGACUAGCUCAGGUGGAAAGCCGGCCCGCCAUCAGAAGGCCAUCCCCAAAGCUCACCUAACUUUCGUCAUCGACUGUACUCGUGGGAAACAGAUCUCCCUGGCAGCACUCCCAGGGCCAUCCCGCGUCCCUAGUCCCAACCUAGGACCUGUCAUCCCUCCAAUGAAGACUUACAUCUUGUUAUGUGGGGAAAACCGGCCCCCCCGUAUAAAUCAGGAGGCUCCCCUAGGUGGGGGAGGCCUUGCCCAGACCAGGGGCCCCCUGCCACCCUGCAGAGAGACUACGGCCCCAGAUUCCUCUCCAACCAGCCCACCCUGCCUCCAGGGGGCUCCUGAAGCCAAGGGGAGCCCUGUGAAGACCGUGUCCUCGAGGUCUUCAGCUUGGGGGACGGUCAUAGUCUCGCUCAAAGCCCUCUCCUCCUGUGUCUGUGCGCAGGCUGAUUAA